Aureobasidium uvarum is the source of this 2796-nucleotide messenger RNA. NCBI's taxonomy places the organism in Eukaryota, Fungi, Ascomycota, Dothideomycetes, Dothideales, Saccotheciaceae. The record is from the annotation of a GenBank genome assembly.
AUGGCUCCUGAUACCCACGAGAUGAGGUUAAUAUCAUCAUCGAUGCCCUUCGACUUCGUGCAAGACUUGCUGACUCUCAACAGCGACCACGAGCAUGAGUUUGCACAGGAAGCCGAAUGCCGUUACAACGAUAUCAUCAGCGGCGGAAGACCUCCUGCAUAUUACAAGGCCAUCGAGAUUCAACUACAGCAAGUCCUUGACAGAGUCCGCCAACUCGGCAACCCAAGCGCUUCGGCAGCUGUAAGACUUCAAGAACUCCAUGAACACAACAGCCAGUCGUCAGGCCAGACAGUCUCGGCCAGUCCUUCGACUCCUGAUUCCAUGCCUCUUGAGAAUUUUCCUGCGCUUUCUCUCACGACUCGCCCUCGUAACGAUGCUCUGACCCAAACUUAUGCAAAGGCGGUUAAGAACUCUCUUCCACAACCACCGCCUGUUGUCGCCCAGACACGCGAGCCCCAUAUUCUGUCCGAGCCCCAGACCGUCUCUCGUAUCUCCGACCAGGAUGAAGACGGCGAUUGGCAUCUCGUCGACCGCUCAGGUCGUGGCACUCGUUCCCAGAAGCAGCACGCUACUAUCACCGAACGCCAUGCACGCAAGUCACUCCCAAAGGCAUGGAUGCAGAUGGACGACGAUGUUCACACUGCACGUUUGACGCCUGAGAACAUACCGAUGGCACCCCACUCGAGUCCCAACAAGUCUCUGCAACGCACCGCUCGCGUCAAAGGCACUCAUACUCAGCUGGCUCAAGCCCAAGCCAACUCACUCAAGUCCAAGCCGAGCAAGCCCACUUUGACCAAGGCUACAGCAUCGAAGACACCAGGCUAUGCCUCGCCCACAAAGGCCUCGAAGCAUCGCACUGCUGGAACAUCCGAGGCCGCUAGAUCUCCUUCUCCCUGCAAGCCGAAGUCCGUGCGUGCCGACAUGAUGUCUAGUGCAGCCAUUUCUCCAUCAGAACAACAAUCUCCUACUCGAUCUGUGGCAUCUGCUGUCUUCGACGCUUCCAGACGCAAGAUUUUUCCUGCGCAUGGCAGAUACACACCAACCUCGUUCCCAUUCGGUCUGGAUGGAACGUUCGAGUUCGAUCAAACUAGCAUGUUGCAGUCUUUCUCUGGCAACUCUGUACGUCCCUCAAAGAAAACAAAGCUUGAUCUGAGGAUCAACAUCCCAGAUCCUUCCAGUAGUUUGCCUCGCCCAGCCAGCCCUUCUCGAAUUCCUAUCGCUGUUUCGUCAAACACAUCAGCUACUGAUCUUGGGCCUGUAACUCCCAACCACCCGACUGCACAGAUGGUCGAACUUACCAUAGCUGGCAUGGCUACUUCCAAGCCGAUCGACAGAGCCUCCAUACUUGAUCCCAUCAGAAGAUGUCUGUCUAGUGCUUCUUCAUCUUCUACCAGCCAGCGACGAUCAAGCGCUUCUUCGGCUGGACAACCACGCAGAGACUCUGGAGCUACGCAGUCCAAAGAGACGGCUUGCGUCAGGGACAAUUUCACAGCCACGAAGGAGCCCGACAUGUUCAACGAGUCCGAGGUGACGAUUACUGAGACCGGUGCUCACAAGAAGACGCAACAGUCAUCCAACACUGUUCUUUCUUCAUUGAUAACCAAGCUCGAGCCCGCUUCUGCUCUGCUGCUCGACACCAUCAAACAGACCGCCGAAGCUCAUGCUCUCCAACAAAGCAGCAGUCUAGUCAAGACAUCUGUUGCACCAUCCUCAAGCAUGGACGAAGCACAUCAAGCAGAAAAGCUGCGUGAGUUCCAGGCAGCCUGCCGUUCUCAACACAUCUCCUGCACUUCAUCUCCGCACAAGGAUCCCGCAGUGGUGCGAUGCGGUCCAGUCAAGGCUCAAACCUCGAAGAGCCAGCCGAGAUCCACCUCUGGCCCUGCUAGAUCUAGCCUGCGUGCUACUGCUGCUCACUUCGUUCCUACACCUACUUCAGAAGAAGAGUUUGGACCGUUGAGUGCCCCGGAGCCUGCUUUCAGACUUCCUCUGCCACCUGCACCUUCCACUCGUGUCGCGCCCACGCUUGGGUUGGCGCCACUGAUUGGCCCUACAGUUUUCCCUGUUUGUCCACCUGUUCUUCCUAUGGCAGUUCUCCAGCAGCUCACAAAUCAGUGCCCUUCGGCUCUUGAUGACUGUCCAAGCUGGAUCCCCGACGAUGAGUGGUACGAUCUUCCUUUCGAGACCAAGACGGCCAUCCUCAGAGAGCGAAAAGAGCGUAGAUCCAGCUCUGCGUCGUCUCCUGGAAUCUCCUCAGCGAUUUUCUCAAAUUUCACAACCAGCCCAUCUUUGUCCUCGCUUGGACCCGUUGUCGAUCCAGGCAUGAAUGUCUACAAACCGCAAUGGGAUUGGAUGAAUCCUGGUCAGAGUGGAGUCAGAUUUGGCAGGGCACCUCUUCCGACUAUGCCUGACCUUCGAGACGAUGGUCUUCACCGCAGAGGCUGGGAUGUCAAAUCCGCCGCUCCCGGAUGGCGCUAUGGUUGGCGUGGUGGCGAUGGUCUUGAGAUUUCGUUCAAGGGUGACGGACCAGUUGCCGAAAGAAACCCCAACGCACCAGUCAACUUCAACGAGUACGACAAUGGCUUUUACGGCAAGCCUACUAAGAAGGGCCAAAAGUAUGGCGGGCGUCCCUGGUCUAAGAAGAACGGAAGCUCGCCCAACAGCCGUGUCCGAGAAUGGGCUAGAAACGCGCACUAUCCUUCAAUUCCUUGCGGCGACUUUGAGGUCAUUCAGGCGACUGAGCAUCUGCCAAACUUCUCUGACGCAUGGUGCCACGGUUGCUUGCCUGCACACAUGUGA